AUGACCUGCAAUGUGUCUGAAACGGAUUCGUGCGGAGAAGGAGGUAUUUGCGUUAGCUCUGUGGUAAAUGUCAGUUCUUGUUACUGUAGCGAGGGCUAUGUUUUCAACGAUAGCGGUCUUUGCGAAGUACCAAGAAUUCCCAUGGCCUAUUCUGCAGUGGCUUCUUUUUGCUGGCUGUGUUUUCUGCUCGUUUUGGGAAAGUUCCUUCGUCUCUACGUAUGGUUCUUUCAACAGCUUUACCUCCCUGCCUCAGUCAUCGGUGGCAUCAUCGGGCUGGUUGUGCUCCAAGUAGCUCGUCUCGAUCAAAGCGUCUCACAAUUCAUGGCACUGAAUUUUACCAGGGGAUGGUAAGAUAUUUAUAUUUUCUGUUACAGAUUAGCAAAGAAGGCUAAAGAAUGAAUAGCGCGGCUCUCGCUUGUUUACUCGACGAGGCCAAAAUGAGAAAGAACAAAGAUUUGAUUCGAGGGCUUUAAAAUUAAAACAAAAUUCAGUGUUCACCUUUGAUAUAUGAGAUAUUGGAAUUCUGUCCUCUUGAAUGAAAUAAUAUUAUUUUCUCUUCAAAGGCAAAAGAAACGCUUUACAAUCUCAAAUUUGAAACAAAUAUUACAAACAAAUCUUGGUAUCCCGCAGAGCACUUCUUUCACCCAGUUACCCACCCCGCGCGAUAAUAAAGGUAUGGUCGUGUUGAAAGUAUGCGCACUGGGUCCUAUUGUUCUCUACUGUCUCUGUCAAGACGAAAAGGGCGCGCGGUUAUAGGACUACAGCUGAAAUCACACAAGCUGCAUAUUGUUCACCCACUGUUGUGUUCUGUUGGGUAUGAUGCGUGGUAAUUACCAUUCAACACAAAGGCAAUUUUUUUUUUCGAUCGUUUCCUGUGAGUGUGAAUAAAUUUCAGGGCUGUCUCUGUGGGUAACGUUUGUGGAAAAAAUAAGAACCAAGGUCAUCUUCAACGUGUGUUACUAGGAAAGGUAUGGAAAUGGCAAAUUAAACAGGAUAGCUUUAUAGGUAAUACAGUUUUUCUGAUAAAAAUCCUGGUAAUACAUGCAAAAUAUCGGUGCGUAUAUUCAUAAAAAUCUUUAAGAGAAAAGCGACGUGAGAAGUUAAUUUCCAUCAAAAAAGUGAGACAGUAGGAAGCCCCGUACUUGCGGCAACUUAAAUUACUGGCAUUAUUUAUUGAAAAAAAAUCAUUAAACUGGCUGCUUUUUUCCUGAGUUAUGAAAGAUUUUUUUAAGAGAAAGGCAUUCUUCCAGUUUUUCCAUUCUUCCGUAUUUCAGAUGUAUUCUUCACUUUCUACAUGCAGAUUUUAUGCACCACGCAAGCGACGAGUCGCUGUAAUAAGCACCUGAAAUUUCGCCCUCAGGGUUUCUAGAUUGCUCUACUAGUCGAAGACCUGGAGAUAUAAAUAAACUCGUAGAAUCUACUAAUUAGUAAAAUAUAUUCACGCCCAAAUAAAACCAACUUUACAGCUUGAUUUGAAGUAAGUAUUCUACCACUUGGUUGGCGCAAUAUCGUAGAAUUAUAAAGAUUGUAUGUCCUUAACGUCGAGUUUUAAAGGUAGUCGAUGUGCAUGCGCAAGUCGUGACCAGUGAAAAAUGAUAAGCCUAACAGGGGAGAUUGGGCCUGUUUGCCAAACUUUUCUUGCAUGGAAACAUGGAAAAUUAUUCAUAAAAUAAGACGAAAAACUCAACUUGAUACAAAAAAAAAAAAAAGGAUGAAAUUGAAAAGAGAGGUCCUUAAAAUUUCUCAGGGUAAGGAAAAUUUUUGGAUCCCAGUUAGAUAUUGACACAGCUACAAGUUUUAGUAUUUUCUUUUCUGUUUUUCAGGUAUAAUCUGGCAGGAUUUCUAAUAAACAUUGUUUUCUCCUCCUUGUUCCUCGGCACCCAAAUCCCUAAUGUGAAGGUGAUAUGGACACAGGCUGGGCCUCAGCUCAUGUACGGCAUGAUUAUUGCUUGGGGACAGUGGAUUGUGGCACUUGUUGUUACAGGUGCUCUACUGGUGAGGGUGCAUGCAGGCAAACCAAAAUUGUAUGAAGCAAGUUUCUGUCCUCGUUCUUUUCUGUGACUUAUGUCUUGUUUUAAUCUGUUACCAGAAGAAAUUACCUUUGUCUUUUCAAUUGAUUCUUAUUAAUUAAAUCAUUAAGCAAUAGUUUAAAAGGUUUCAGCAAAAAGAUACUUUGUAAGUGAUUGUGUCAUUUUCCAAGUUGGAAAACUCUUUCCCAGACCCCUAUGGGAACAAUGUGUAUGUUACUCACUCCCCUCCCCCCACCCCACUACCAGUCUCUAUAAAUGAUCCAAACUCAUUCUCAAGGUCUCUCCUUUUGGACGUGACUAGAAAAGAGAGACCCCAAGAAAAAGCAGUCAGUUAAAGUUCCAGCAGUAAAAUUGAUGCUCCUCUUGCAAACUGUCAGGGAGUUUAGAGAUAUAACCAUCCAGUACCAACCCUAUAUUUUGUGACUAGAAAAGAGAGACCCCAAGAAAAAGCAGUCAGUUAAAGUUCCAGCAGUAAAAUUGAUGCUCCUCUUGCAAACUGUCAGGGAGUUUAGAGAUAUAACCAUCCAGUACCAACCCUAUAUUUUGAUCACAAACUUUACUACCUGGCAAUAAUUAUGUUUAUUGUCUAUUUUAAUGCAUCGCUGUCAGAUGCCUGUUUUUGGUGUCAGUCCAUUAUUUGCGACCAUUCUACCAGUGGGGUUUGCAGGAGGUCAUGGGACUGCAGGAGGACUCACACCCACAUACAAGACAGUAAGCCAUGUUCAUGCUGAUAGCUGUUCUGUAUAUCACUAAGCACCUGCAAUAUUUGAAAUGAUACUUACUUGGCUUUCUUCAAGUUUUGAAAUAAGGUGCACAUCGCUGAAAAUUUCCCAAACAUUGUUUAUCACCAGAAACAAAUAACCUAACUCUAUAGGCUGUAUGCUUCUGGUACAUAACUCUAUCCAGAGUGUCGUGACUUGGUGCGAUCUUGAAUUGUUGCCUGAUUGUGGAAGUAGUCAACAAACACCAACAAAAUAAACAGCUUGUCUGCAGCCAUUUUGUUUCAUACUCUGUCAUUCCAUUGAGAGCCAUGAAAUUUUCCAUAGUAAGGAUCAUUGACUCUAGACCAAACCUCAACAUCACUGCAUGGUUUCUUUCCACCUACUGCUACUAUCUUUUGUUUUUCUUAUCAUAUUUCUUUCUUAGUUUUUAACAAGUCACUGAAGUCUUGUGUGAACUUUGUAUUGGACUGAUUAGUGGCUUUAGACUUGGAUUGAAAAAAAUUAAUUUUAUGAUUAUCAUUUUCUCUUUAUUUUUUAAGCUGGGGUUCCCUAAUGGUGGAGAUUUUGGUUUGGCCAGUGCUACCUUAGGACUUGUUUUUUCUGUUAUCUGUGGUGUUAUGUGGGUUAACAUUGCUACUCACAGAGGAUGGGUCAAGCAGGAAAGAAUUGAUGCUUCUAAGGAAGUCAAAAUAUCUAUCAGGUUUGUGGAUGAUAUUUUAAAUAUGUACUUAAUGUUGUCAUUAAUAAACGAAAAGCAUUAAAUGACCAGACAGACUGACGGAUGGUUUGAUAUGCUGCCUGGCUAACUGAAUGUCUGUCUGUCAUACUGACUGAUGGCUGAAUAACUGAAUGACCCUACUGAACAACUGACAGACACAUUUGAUGAGUGAUGAUUUACCAUGUCUGACUGACCAAUUGGCUGACAGACAGUUUACUGAUACACCAUACCAGAUAGAUAUCUGUUUGACUGGUCAACUGAGCAGGUGAUUUAUCAACUGACCUGAUGUUAUCUUUGUUUUAUAGACCUUUAACCCUUAAACUCCUAAGAUAUGAUUGUCAAUUCUUCCCUUUAGCUGCUAUCUAUUUUUUUGUAAAUUAGAUAGAAGAAUUGGGUGUUAGAUCAAGAUAUAAACUUCUAACGGAUAAGUUUAAUUAUUGCCAUAACUUGUUUGUCAGAUACUGAUUGGAUAUUAUAGAGAGAAGUUCAAUGUUAAUCACUUCUGGAGGUUAAAGGGUUAACACAUAAAAAGAGACUGACCUCAGUGAACUGCCUGAUCAGUUGACUGACAGACAGAGAAUGAAUGGAUGAAUUAAUUGCAACAGAGACAUCUCCUUUUUUUUUCAAAUUUUCAUAGGGGGGUGUAUGCUGUAGAGAGCCGUCCCUCAGCUGGAGUGCAAACUGUGCGAGCAAGCUCCAUAGAUGUGUUGGCAUUCCAUCUUGCAGUGCUUGGAAUAGCCAUGUUAAUUGGGUAUGGCCUGAAGCAAGUGUUGAUUGUUAUUGAAAGUACAUCACAGAAGCUCAAGGAUCUUAACUUUCUCUCUGGUAUCCCUCUGUUCCCAUUGUGUAUGGCUGGGGGAAUAAUUAUCCAGGUUAGGAUGGUUAAUCUUUGUUCUUAAAUACAAUAUCUUUGUCCAACAGUCUAUAAUAGGUCUCUUCUCUAGUUACACUUUCAGUACUGCCAAACUGUGAGAGAAUUAAGUAAGAAGUAAACUAAACAACUUCUUAUAAAUCACAAUUUAUGAUUUGGUGUCCAAAAACCAAUCAAGGGCAUCAAACCAUGAAACCUGAACUUGAUUAUUAAUGUGGUUAGGACAAAUGUCUUAAGCAUAAGAGUUUUGUGGAUGGCCCAUAUAUGAUAAAGAUGAAUGGUUUAGUUCCUGAGUAAUGAUGAAUGUCUUUCUCUUUGAAGCUUGCUGUUGAGAAAAUCCAGAGGAUAAAUGAAUUGAUUGAUGCAUCUCUCAUGGAACGCAUAGCCUCAACUUCACUGGAUUUCCUUGUUACCUCAGCUAUUGCUACAGUUGAUGUCUCAGCUGUUGCUGUUGACAUUGCCCCCUUAUUGAUCCUGUGCACUUGUGGCUUCAUCUGGAACUUUGUUAUGCUGGGUUGUGUUUCAAGGUUUCUGUUACCCAACCACUGGUAUGUGAAAAAUACUAAUUAGCUCAAGUUUGAUAUUUCAGAAUUGACAGCCAAAAAUAAUAGUCAAUAUAGCAAGGAUCUUAGGAAAAAUAUGCAAAAACAAUAUCUUUAAUCUCCCAGAUCUGUACUGAGUAGAUUGUUGUUUAAUGCUGAGGUUUAUCAUAUCAAAACCAUCGAUCUUAUACCCCAUUCACACAAACAAAACAUGUUUUGUUAGGUUAACUGAAUGAAAACCAGAAAGAGAGAGCUGAAAAACUGAACUCUCCAUAAAUUUUAAUUGGUCACUAAUUUGUAUGUUCAAUUUGCUAAAUCUGAUGUAGACAAACAUUGGUUUAUACAGUUUCUACAAAGAAAACAAUUUAAACCAUGUUUAAGAAAACAGCUCUAAAAUGUGUUUAACCUUUGGUGUGAGGGGAGUAUGGAACUGUCAAUUAUUUGCUUAGUUCCUCUGCCUUUAAUUUAAAGAGAUUAUGUUAAGAUAACUGUCUACGCAAAAUCAUGUAUUCUCUCUCUUCUUCUUUUCUGUUUUCUAAUUGGAAUUUAUGCACUGUGCCAGAAGAAAUUUAAUUGGAUCAUUGUACAAUUUAACUCUUUAAAUGAGCAUUAUCUAGCUUUACCUUUGAACUUUGAGGCGACCAGGCAUUAUGUUUUAAGGUGUAACCAACCCCACAGGGACUCCCAUGCAGUUGCAGAAUGCAAAUUCCACCAUAUAAUACAACAGUAUUUACCAUAUGUGUGCUACAUGUGAUUAUAUUACUUCCUCCAACGGGAAAAUAUAGACAGAAAUUAUCUGUUGCAAAAAGUGAGGAUUAAUUUCUUUAAGGAAAGUGGUCUUAAAAGAUCUAACUAAAGAAUUGGACUCUGUGGUAUUUGACAAAAAAUUGAUACUGGUAAGUUGUUGCUCACAAAGGCUUUACUUUAAUUUUUUUGUUUUUGUUUUGUUUCCAGGUUUGAAAGAGCAAUUGCAGACUUUGGAAUGAAUACUGGUGUGAUUGCAACAGGGCUAAUUCUAUUACGAAUGGUGGAUCCAGAGUGUCGCACUCCAGUUCCUGCUGAUUUUGCCUUCAAACAGCUUCUUCACUCUCCAUUCAUGGGCGGUGGCAUCUGGACUUGCUUGGCACUUCCCUUGCUGAGUGUUCUGAAGUAAGAAAAAUAGUGCUUGCAAAGACUUCCCCACCCCCGAAGCACAGACAAUGGUCAAAUGUCUGUGGGUUGCUGAAUGUUAAAGCUUUAAUUUGAUCAGCAGGUUUUUGACCACUCAGAGCAUGUUCAAGUUAUCUUUAAUGGAUUUUAACAUUAUCUUCAUAUAACACCUCAUCACCAGUUAAUUUUCAAGGAAAUGUAAAGCCAAUAGGAGGGCAAAUUACCAAAUAAACAAGAUCUGGGGAGUUUAAAUGUCAGAUGAAGUCAACUUUGUCUUUUUUUCUUUCCACACAGUAUCUGGGUGGUUACUGUCAUUGCAGCAGCUGUGUUCAGCUUAUGGCUUUUAAGCUUUUUGUGAGUGUUAGAUUUGUGUGUAUUGGACAUGUACUAAAACUUUUGAUGAUUUUUCUCAAAGAAGAAAUUCUGACUUAAAUCUUGUUUCAAAUGAAAAAGUUAAAAAAAUAGUUUUACAAAAGACUUAAAAUAGCUGUAUUUAAGAUUUGUGGAAACUCUUUUAAUCUUUCAGUUUCUACUUUCGCAAGCACUACACUGAAACAUGUGGCUGUGGUCUGUGUGCUGAGGAGAAGCCCACAUCUUUUUCAAAUCAAGUUGGUUAUGGUGGUCUACAGGAAAUGGGCAGUCAGGAAAUGAAUGGCGUAUGUGUUGAAGAUGAAAAUGGCGAUAAAUAA
Molecule: messenger RNA, 6721 nt
Organism: Pocillopora meandrina
Lineage: Eukaryota; Metazoa; Cnidaria; Anthozoa; Scleractinia; Pocilloporidae
Source: the annotation of a GenBank genome assembly